AUGGCUACACCGGUUGAAAUUAUUAAAGAGAAAAGUAAGCAAAUACUAUUAUUAUGGGAAUCGAAACGCAUCGAGAAACUUUUAACAACAAUAUAUGCCGAUGAUGCUUGUUUUCUCGACAAUGGCGUUACCUACAAUGGUCACGAUGAACUACUGAAAGUAUUUGAAAAAAUUCAAGAUAUCAAGUUCGAAGUAACUUCUGAUGAGGUGUCAGUUGUCUCCGAUGAUUCUGUUAUACAAGCAUUACAAUGUAAAUGGGAUGGUGCAGAUCGAAAUGGCAAAGUUACAUGGAAAAAAAUUGAUAAUGACUGGAAAGUUACUUGCGAAGAAUGGUAUUGA
Messenger RNA from Rotaria sp. Silwood2, 339 nucleotides. NCBI's taxonomy places the organism in Eukaryota, Metazoa, Rotifera, Eurotatoria, Philodinida, Philodinidae. The record is from the annotation of a GenBank genome assembly.